This is a messenger RNA of Patiria miniata (bat star), 6074 nucleotides long. RefSeq lists its product as uncharacterized. NCBI's taxonomy places the organism in Eukaryota, Metazoa, Echinodermata, Asteroidea, Valvatida, Asterinidae. The record is from RefSeq and is a predicted model, not a curated record. Bases 197 to 1885 code for a protein of 562 amino acids. The transcript has 13 exons.
AAAUCAAUCUUUCGUAUGGAACUGUGCCAGUUUAAGGUCGUGGUAAUAAGAAGGUGAUUCAUAAAAGUCUGUUGAUCGCAAAACAGGCGACAUUUUGUUACGCAGGAGCGUCCCGAAACGCAUCGCUGGUGAACUGAGCUCCUGUAUAGGCCUACGGACGGGUUCCUCAGACAGUAAAGCCAAUACACUGGGAGCAAUGGCGUUUCUACUGCUGAUAUGUCUCCUCGCGGAAAUUGCAUUAAUGACUGAGGCCCGGGUUUGUAGCCUUGGCAACGAGCCUGACCCAGACCUACCAAAGGUCACGCACUGGGUCACACUUCCGGUGCGCGACCCUUGCGACUGUUCUGUCAUUGUGCCCGGCGGAUUCAACACGGUACCGGUGCUGCAAAGAGGCGGCUCGCCGUACGUGCGAACACACUACCCUAUGGUCUCAAGUGACCCGAAAGAGAUUGGAAGCCAUUUUGGUUGCGAUCCCAUACAGCAGGGGGUGCACGACGCCACCGUGGAGCCACAUGAAGCCGCCGUGACGUCACCGAACUUGCCCCACAGCGAAUGGAUUAAGCUGAUGUAUUACGACCGAUCUGACCCAAACAGCAUCGAACCAGACCACAGCGUAUUGGAUAAGUGGAAGUCGUCCCAGAUAACAGAAGUCAAAAUCUCCUUGCGAGGUAACUCGAGCGGGUUGGAUUUGUCUUUUGACGCGAGGGGUAGCAACUCGACCUCCUGGUUCACCUACGAUCGGCUGUUGAACUCCCCGUGGAAGGACUUGGAUCACAAUGCCAUCUUCCGCUUGAACUGGACGGCUAAAGGCGCGGACAUAUUAGGUAUCCACGCCGAGCUCAGGAGAAGUCAUCCCGUCGAGGGUUGGCUGUUAUGGGUCCCUUCGGGCGCGGACGAGGCCCAGAGAUGGGGGACGGGAAAACUCCCAGUUAUUGCCUUUGCCAGAACACUGAACAAGGUGCACUGGAUGGACAGAGAUGUUUUGUCCCGUGGUCGACCGUCGAUUCAGAGCUCCACCCCCGCCCCUGCACGCGGCGAGUACGGUGUGGACUCAGAGCCGAGGACGAGGGCAAGCACAGCUUACGAGUUUCAGCCGUGGUGGAUGGUCGACAUGGGAGGAACGUUCUCUCUGGAGGAGAUAGUCAUCACAGCUUGUGCACCCGGCGCAGGGAAGACCGAGUUGACUGGAGCGCAGUUCCGCGUGGGUGUCAGCCAGGCGAUAGACGAGGGAACACUGUGCGGGUCACCGGUGCGUGAGCCGGCCGGCGAGAGUACCAGCCUCACCAUCCUGUGCCCUAACAACAUGCCAUCUGCGCGGUACCUGGGCAUGAAGAUUGACGGAGAAAACGGCGUCCUGGGGUUCUGUGACAUCGUUCUCGAUGCAGAUGGGGGGCCAAGCCCGAUGUUGGUGGGACGGCCCACCUGGCAGAGCAGCGUACUGGCCCGUAACGCCUCGCUGUGCGUUGACGGUCUGGUGGGUGUACACGAAGCGGACCUUACUUGCUGCCAAACAGAUGAAGAGAGCGACUCUUGGUGGCAAGUCGACCUGGGGGAAGUCGUGACGGUGACUAUGGUAGUCAUCAGUCCUUUCCCUGAUCUCACCAAAUGGACUGACAUGGCAGGCGCGACCAUUGCGGUCGGCAACGACGACGACCCGUUCGUACUCUCGGCUGAGACGUGUGGCGGCGCCCUCGCCGUCGAGGAUCUUCAGAAACACCGCCCUCUGUUGGUGGAGUGCGUGCCAAGCGUAAAUGGCCGCUACGUUUUCAUCAGGGGCAACAACAAGCCAGUGAGCAUGUGCGAAGUUGAGGUGUUCGGCAGAGCAAAAGGUGACGUGUUCUACGCUGACACCUUAAGCAUUCACGCCCUCGUGACCGAACAAUAAUCGGCCGUCAUUCAAGAAAAGCGAGGCGCCAGACACCUCGGAGUUGCUUACGUCAUUCACUCAUGUUUAAGGCGCGUAUCGGUUCAUUAGUGACUUAUUUUUCAAUCGGGUAAACCAUUAUGUAACAUGGAUGUUGUGGUCAUGAUGAUGCAAACGUUCAGAAACUCUUCUGCACUGCAAUGCACUGUAUCUCUUAAAAUGUGACUGGUGUAAAACCGGUAACAGUUUGUUUAAUUUGAUCAAAGUAAACAUGCAAUGAUACUCCAAUGUUUGGGUUGCCUGAAGGUUGCCUGGUGUUAUGACGAAACAGCUAGUAAUAUGGCCUAUAAAUGAGUCAAUCGUAUGAGUAGUAACAAGCUAUAUCAUCCCUCCGCAAGCUAAGGAAAAGAGUUUGUUCUAAAACUCGGCAUUCUUAGUGUGCUUACACUAUGGAUAAUGUCAUAUGGACAAUGUCAGCUUUCCUUCCUUUUAGUAAUAGGCCUAUAUAGAUGUAGUAGUGGGGUGGUCCAAUGGUUACGGUGUUCGACUCGUGUGCUGUGGUACAUGGGUUCGAAUCCUGACGGGGAACAUGGAGCACUUUACAACGAUUGCCUCUCCCCACCGAGGUGAAGUCAAUGGGUACCUGCUAGGAAGAAAUUCCUUCAAUGCUUGAGCGCCAUAAUGGCAUGCAGCCGUGCUAAAGCUAGGGUAACAAUAGAGCAAUCAGGGUAAUCAAAUAACGAAUCUCACGGAAACGUUCAAUGAACUUGACUUUCAAAGCCGGAUUAGACUAGCUCACUCUUUGCCUCCUUCGGGAAUUCGUGAGCUCCUGCAAUCAACUCCAUCUAAAUGUCUAACGCACGCAGUCGUCGGGCUUUUUGUGCUCAACCUUGGCGUGCUGCAUGCGAAUGUUCCUUGUUUAUCAAUGCCGUGCGGGCUUGGACAGUGCGCGGCAAUUCAUACGAACUUGACUUCAAACCGAUUGUGGAAACGAAACAAACAUGCUCUUUCAAAUUAAUAAUGCCCUCGGAAACAUCAAAUGCGUAGCAUCCCAAACAAUGGAAAUAUUAAUUUCCUGCGAGAAAUCGUUGUGCUGGCAAAUAUUGACAAUUUUGUGGCUCUCUUUGGAACUCGGUACCGAAUCAAAUAACUUCCCUUCUACAUUCAAUCUUUCACUAUUCAAGCCAAAAGUGAAAAGAUUACAUUUCUUUCCCUGUGACUUCUGUAUCGUUCUGCAUGGUCCCUGUAAUUUGAAGCCAACACCUUGAAGUGGCCUGAUCCUUACGUUUGGGCGAUACGGAUACUGAAAAAAAAAAUUCGUACGUCCACACAGCCUUUUUUCUGCUGUCGUCGAGAAUAAGCUUUUGGCGUGUUUCUGUGGGAAACAGCAGAGAUUAUGAAGGUGUUCGGCUCGGAGAAAAAAAUACUUAUUAAAACACUGAUUUGAGGUGUAAUUCGUCGAGCACAUUAUGGGAAGUGUGCAUCUCCCAUGAUGAGAUGUCGAUAUGGCCUGGUGAAAUGACCACACAAAAUGGUGGUUAAAAUCAGCAAGCUAAAUUCCGAAACGCAUAUGCAUAAUACGUAUCCGGUGCGCAUCAUUUCCAAACGCUAACACCGUUUAACCAAUCAAAAUACAAAUUGAACAAUUGGAGACUUUUAGACGCUUGGUGGCGCCAAACACACCGGUCUUUUUCCAUUGUAUGCGUCAUUAUGAACAUGCUCACGUUUGUUUUAAGAAUGAAGCAAACAAUUCAAAAGGACCGUCAAAUUUGCCGCCACCACGCGUUUCAAAAGUCUCCCAUUACUCCCCUCCCUAAUAGAUCAUAGGUCAGGUUAGUCUAUAGACCAUUAUCAUAUUGCGGGCAUCUUGAUUUUUUUCCCAUUCAAAUCAACGUAACCAAAGCGAGGCUGGAAGGGAAAAUAGUCUGAUUCCUUUUUACACACAAAAAACAUUAUAAUUCAGUACUGUUAUUGGAUACAUACAGGGAACAUGACUGAACUGGUGGUAGCAUGUUAAAGCUCAAUGGCAUUGUACAGCAAGCGUCUUUGAUAUGCGUGCAGAUUACUCAAAACAACACUGCGUCUUGACCUCAAGAUUCUGACCAUUCAGCGGGCGCCUUCUAUCGCGGGUCUUCGGUAUGGCAGUAAAUUGACCAAUCAACAGCUUUGACCGAAUGUCUGCUUUAAAUGGCGUCUUCUGAAGGUGGCCCCGAUGUUAAUAUACUGGCGCCCGAGGUCGCGUAAACUUUACAUGCACGGAUAUACAGACUUUGGUAUAACCGUGUGGCUCUAUCUGCACACGUAGACGUACGUCUGCUCUUCAGACUAAGAGCAGGUAUAGCUGUCUAAUUCAAAACUACAGACCGUGACGCAGCAAAGGCCCCUCGCACGAGUACAUACCAGUACUCAAGGCACAACGCCUAAAUAACCGUGUUAAAAUACAGCUCCCCGGGCAUCAUGCCUGCCCUUCAAUUUCACAGAUAAUUAUGAGCUUCGAUAUUAUGAUUUUAAGAUUGAUAACAACCAUGAUGGGCAUUUUGUCUGGAAGCAUACAAUCAUUUCAUAUUCGGAAAAUGUCAAGCUAUCGCUGACAUAAUUAUUUUAAGCGUUGGAUUUGCGCCCGUGUGUUUGUGUGUCCGGUUCAAUUGCACUUUCCUAUUGUCUGCGUUAAACAUGGUUCACGAACUUAAAGAUUGUACAGUUCAUUGGAUUCAAUUAUAGUGUCUUGAGCUCAAAACGAUCGGGUAUAGGAUUGACAAGAUAGAUUGUAGAUAGUGUGCGUCUGUGCACUCUCGAGUCCUACAGCCACCAGAAAAAGAAGAAAUGAGCUCCAACAUUUCACGCUCGUCAUCACAAACGCACAUCGUUUGUUUCUAAUUAUUGUGUCAAAAUCAAAUUGCUUCAGGAUGAAACAAAAAAAACAUUGGGGCUUUUCAACAAACCAUUGCAGUUGCACGUGUCUGUGACGCACGCGGUGUGGCAAUUGCAGAGGCUCACGUGGUGUUAGUCACGUGCACAGUGGGCAGGGCCUAAAAUGGAUCGGUCUUCAGGUUGCAUCCAACACACCCAAAGACGGCUACUGCUCAAACGAUGACAUUUUUAGAACAAUUUAGAGAAAACAAACCUUGCCUAUGAGGCCAAGUAAAAAAAACAUGCUUAGCGUCCUGCCUUUUUGAAAACAGGAAGGAUGAGGCCCUUUUUUCCCUCCAAAAUGGCCGCCCGACUGGGCUAUUUUUCAAGAUGGCCGCCAGACUUAUAGGCCUAUAUAUCUGCAUCUUGACAUUCUUAUAUGAGAUUCACAUUGCCCAUAGUGUGCCAAAUGAAAAAACCACCACGCAAAAUGGUGAUUAAACAAGCGACCUUUUUUUCCGAACCACAUUCGUAUCUUGUUCGAAGUAGGAUUUUUAAUUGUCCCUUAACGGGAUUUUACAAGUAAUUAUCAUAUGACCUCAUUUGCAUGUGACCCGGACAGAGCGCAGAGUGUAUUUAUCCACUGGUGACUUAGUGCCCCAAUAAUCUUAGAAUUUUGAUACAGUGUUAUGUUCCAAGAUAUCUUUUAUUUAUUUAAUCACUUUUUGAUCGCUGCUAAAAAUGAUCAAUAUUUAGAUUGGGUAUAUUAUGAUGUACUUCAUGUAAGUUUUCGAACUGGGCGCUGUAAUAUAAGAGCCUUUUUAGAAACUGCGUGCUAUCUGCACAAGCUGUUGUGGGUCGCCAUGUUGCUUCAUCGGACUGGUCUUUCGCCGGACUUACGUCACAUUUUUGAGAUGACGGUGGAUCAUUCUCACCAUCAACUAUAUUUGUAUAAUGGGGGACAUAAUGUAGAUGCUGCGGGUGAGUCUUUGUAAGCAUAUCACAAUAUUUGAGCAAGUUUUGUUGUUGUUGUUGUUUUCUCGCUUCGUGUCACUCUUUGGUUUCACGUGACAUUCACUCGCUUGUGCCUAUUUUCGCACGUGCGACCACCAUUCAAACAUGCAUUUACAUGCGACUCAAUAACAUAUGGAGUACAGUAGUGACGAGAUCCACUUCCUGAGCGCUCAGGCAAAUAAGUUUGGUAUUUUAACUAAACAACUUUAGUGCUAUUUAAUCAGGAAAUAUUUCAGGACUGAAUUAACUAUAGGGCCUAAGAAUUACACAACCUUCAGGAAUAAUGUCUUGUUUUGAAUUGUAACUCAAUCUUUGAAAUCCAAUUAAAUCUUAGUGAUUCUUGUGA